Messenger RNA from Prorocentrum cordatum, 769 nucleotides. The record is from the annotation of a GenBank genome assembly. Lineage: Eukaryota; Dinophyceae; Prorocentrales; Prorocentraceae.
GCGUUCAUGGCGAACAAGGCAGAAUUGACUAACCAAAGUUUCUCCCUGAAGUCGAGAUUGCGCUUGUUUGAAGCAGUUGUAACACCCGCUGUUUUGUAUGGAGGUUCCAGUUGGGCUUUGAAAUCUGAAGUCGGGCACAAGUUACAAACGGCACAGCGUCGCAUGCUGCGAAUGCUGUUUGGCUCUGGGCGGCGACGGGAGACGCAGCAGGAAAAUCAAGCACCGGGAGGCUGCGAAGCACCGGACGCGAGAGAGAGCGAUGAUGACAGUCAUGUUGAUGAAGUUCCUGCUGGCGGAGCCUUGGAGCCAUGGGUAGACUGGAUAAAGCGUGUUAUUCAUCAUAUUGAAGAGCAUAUGAACAAGCUGCACAUCGAUUGUUGGUGGGAGGCGGCGCGACGAAAGAUCUGGAAAUUUGCUGCCCGGAUAGCAAAUAUGCCCAGUGACAGAUGGGCUGUGAAAGCAGUCAAUUGGAUUCCUGAACUUGACCCACGCGCCCGGGGGAGGCUGCCGGGGAGACCUCGAAAGCGCUGGGCUGACGAUGUAGUCAAUUUCUUGCGUGAUGCCGGCUACGACGCCCCUGGCGGGGACUGGAUUUCACUUGCUUGCAAUGUAGAGUUGUGGAUGAUACUGCAGGACGGCUUCAUGUACGAGUCCAUCUGAGGCACUGCGGUGCCAUCCACCCACGCCCCGCGCAGGGCCGGGCGCUGCCCGACAUUGGGUGUUCGUUCGUUCGUUCGUUCACAUCUCUCCUGGACGAUGCCUACUGCAG